UUCCCGGAUGAUAACACUUCUGCUCGGGUUGAAGGUAAACAAGAAAUGAAUGAAUUUCCUAGCAAAGACAGUAUCUAGUCUGCAGGAUUUUUUAUCCAAUGUCAGUGGGAACGCAAAGGUAGCAGCUACUGAAAUCCGCGAAGCUAUCCCUCGAAGGACGAUGUCGCAUCGAGAGGAGCAGUAUGUGGGCCCUUACAAAUUGGAGAAAACACUCGGAAAGGGCCAAACGGGGUUGGUUAAGCAGGGAGUUCACUGUGUCUCUGGCAAGAAGGUGGCCAUCAAGAUUAUUAACAGGGAAAAAUUAAGUGAAUCAGUCCUAAUGAAGGUGGAAAGAGAAAUUGCAAUAAUGAAGCUAAUAGAGCAUCCCCAUGUAUUGGGCCUGUUUGAUGUCUAUGAAAAUAAGAAAUAUUUAUAUUUAAUCUUGGAGCAUGUUUCUGGUGGGGAGUUAUUUGAUUACUUGGUAAAAAAGGGCAGGUUGACACCCAAAGAGGCAAGAAAAUUCUUCCGUCAAAUUAUAUCUGCAUUAGAUUUCUGUCAUAGUCAUUCAAUAUGUCACAGAGACUUAAAACCUGAAAACCUUUUACUUGAUGAUAAAAAUAAUAUCCGUGUGGCAGAUUUUGGGAUGGCUUCGUUACAAGUAGAAGGCUCCAUGUUGGAAACAAGCUGUGGGUCUCCACACUAUGCUUGUCCUGAGGUGAUAAGGGGUGAAAAAUAUGAUGGAAGAAGGGCAGAUGUAUGGAGCUGUGGUGUGAUACUUUAUGCACUUUUAGUGGGUGCUUUGCCAUUCGAUGAUGACAAUUUACGGAAUCUUUUAGAAAAGGUUAAAAAAGGUGUCUUUCACAUUCCUCACUUCGUGCCCCCCGAUUGUCAACAUCUACUCAGGAGUAUGAUUGAUGUGGACCCAGUAAAAAGAAUACAACUGGACAAGAUCACAAGGCAUCCAUGGGUGGUGGCGGGUUCUAAAUCAGAUGUAGAGCUGGAACUUCCGAUGAAGGAAGUGGUGCAGACGGCAGUGAUUCCAUCAGAAGAUGACAUUGACCCAGAUGUUUUGGCCACCAUGACCUCAUUACAGUGUUUUAAAGACAAGCCAAGACUGAUGCGGGAGCUUUUUAGUCCACAACACAAUACAGAAAAAGUGAUCUACUUCCUACUGUUAGACAGAAAACUUCGGAAUCCUAGUUUUGAAGAUGAUGAUGAAAUAAAAAAGAAAUCUACUGCAGUUGACCCACCAAGAAAAAGAAUAGACAAAGUCAAGUUUCACAGUCAACCAAGCAGAGGCUUUACAGAGUUAUCCCUGGGUAACAUUAGUGAGGGUUCUCCAACUAUGCCAAGGCGGGCACUGGCUGUUGCAUCAAUCCACAGGAGAAAAAGCAGUCUAAGUGCCAGCAGCCCAACCUGCUCCCCAGUGCACAGUCCCAGGGGCACACCCAAGGUGACCCCCACCGCUAGCCCUGCCAAUACUCCCCCAGGGUCCCCCACCACACAGCACGCCCCCUGGAGGAACAGGCUCCACACCAUCAAGAACAGCCUAAUGGGCUCCCCCAGGUUUCACAGGAGAAAAAUGCAAGGUACUGUGCCAGUUGCUGAAGAAGCCAACCUCACUCCAGAUUCCUCUCCAGAGCUUGGGAAGAAGUCUUGGUUUGGGGCCUUCAUGGGAGGAGACAGGGAGGAGAUUCAUAUCAACAUGACAGUGAGGGACAGGACCAUAAGCCAGGUCAAGGCAGACCUGGUGCAUGCUUUCUUGGCAACCCCCGACCUGAGUCACAGUGUUAUCUCACCCACAACUUUUAGAGCUGAGUACAGGCGGAGUGGGAGCUCUUCAGUUUUCUCUCGGAAUGUCAAGUUCCAGGUGGACAUCACACAUCCCCAGAACUCAGAUGAUCUAAACUAUCAUCGGGUGGUUUUUACACUUAUACAAGGCCCAGCUAGGAGAUUUAAAAGAGUAGUGGAACUGAUCCAGUCUAUCAUCAACAGCAGUCGUCUGCAGCCCCACAGGCGGAUCACCAGUGACAUGCCAAAGCUGGCCAGUGAUAGUUCUGAGUCCUCGGUGGAAAGAGAUGGGAUUUCUCCUACACCUCCCUGUCUGGAGCUAGCAGAGGGAGAGGAGGUGUCAGAAGACUGUGCUGCAGCAAGUGCUAGUUCUCAUUCUAAACAACAUAUUGCAAAUGGACGUAAACCUGCUAUUGACCAGAAAGACAAAGUCUGAAGAGAGUAAGCCUUGAAAACGGCUUUCAGAGGGUAGUGAUGCCCUUUAAGUGUGAAGUAUUCAGUGAAGAACAUGUGCACUGAAAAUAGUUGAUCAUUGAGAAUGCUUCUGUCUAGUCAGAAAUGACAGAAAAAAGGACUAAGCAUUAAAAGACUUGAUGAAAUGCCAAAUAAGAUUAAACGAAAUGAAUCACUCAACUAUUUAUUUGAAAACCUGAACAAAUAUACAGAUGAGGAGAAAAGUCAGGAAGAUUCAUGAAUUGGACUAUUUGUUAGGAAACUAGGGAGAGGUUUUAAUAAACCUUACUAUUUGUUAGCAAACUAGAGAAAGGUUAAUGAAGACUUGCUUUUCUGAAAAACAAGUAUUUGUUAAAGUUGUACUUUAUCUUUUAUUGUGUAUGUCCAAGUCAUUGUGUUAUGUAUGGCAAAAGAGAAUUUUAAAAGCAAGAGAACUUGUUGUCAUUUGGCAGGUCAAAGUAUGUACUAAGAAGAUAUGGUAGAAGAUAAUGGUAAUGUGUUGGGUAACAAGGUUUUUUUCCCAUAGAUCAAGGAGAUAGCAAGGUGUAGACACACAUUUGCUGGUAUUUUUUAAUGGUCAACCUCCGGUGGAGAAAAGUUCUUUUUUAGUUUAGUGACCUGUUACACAUUAUAAGAUUACCGAUUUCUUUAAUUUUAACUCCACUUUUAUGACACCACUUCUGUGAAAGUUACCACCUUUUAAAUACUGACAGUGAUGUAUGUUUCAAUAAGCAGGAUGCUAUGAUUUCCAUAAGUUUUUAAACCAUUUUUUAUACUGUGAAGUAAUGGUAAAGAAAGCAUGUUACUGAUUACAUAGUCUAACAAAUCAGUGUUGACAUUUUUGUGUAAAUUAUCCAAAGUCUCGAGUGGUAUAAAAAAAGUGAAUAUAUAUGUAUAUCAUUCCAACCUUGUUCCGGGAAUGUCUGUCUAGUAACAAACAUCUUCAUCCUACUGUAUUUAUUGCCCAUGUAAAUGCAAUUCCAUUUCAUUUUCACAUUUUUUUCUUUUGCAAAUGGAAAAAUGUGAAAU
This is a messenger RNA of Lingula anatina, 3252 nucleotides long. RefSeq names its product serine/threonine-protein kinase BRSK2. Lineage: Eukaryota; Metazoa; Brachiopoda; Lingulata; Lingulida; Lingulidae. Gene Ontology annotation, molecular function: protein serine/threonine kinase activity; ATP binding. The record is from RefSeq and is a predicted model, not a curated record. Gene Ontology annotation, cellular component: cytoplasm. Gene Ontology annotation, biological process: protein phosphorylation; intracellular signal transduction.